This is a messenger RNA of Thlaspi arvense, 1353 nucleotides long. The record is from the annotation of a GenBank genome assembly. Lineage: Eukaryota; Viridiplantae; Streptophyta; Magnoliopsida; Brassicales; Brassicaceae.
CUUAGCAUAGCCAUCAUACUGUUAUCUUGCACGGUGGCUACCGUGGCCGGACAACAAUGCGGCCGUCAAGCCGGUGGUCGGACUUGUUCCGGCAACAUCUGCUGCAGCCAGUACGGCUACUGCGGCACUACGGCGGACUACUGUUCACCGGACAACAAAUGCCAGAGCAAUUGUUGGGGAAGCGGGCCUAGCGGGCCAGGGGAGAGCGCGUCGAACGUACGCGCCACCUACCAUUUAUACAAUCCGGAGCAGAACAAUUGGGAUCUCAGAGCCGUGAGUGCUUAUUGCUCCACGUGGGAUGCUGAUAAGCCUUACGCAUGGCGGAGCAAAUAUGGCUGGACCGCCUUCUGUGGACCGUCUGGUCCUCGUGGUCAAGCUUCUUGCGGCAAGUGCUUAAGGGUGAGGAACACAAGGACAAAUGCAGUAGUAACGGUGAGGAUAGUGGACCAAUGCAGCAAUGGAGGAUUGGAUUUGGAUGUUGCAAUGUUCAAUAGAAUUGAUACCGAUGGUGUUGGCUAUCAACAAGGCCACCUCAUUGUUGACUACCAAUUUGUUGACUGUGGCAAUGAACUCAUUAAUCAGCCUGCCGAUUCCAAAAACAUCCUUUUUUCGCCCACUGAUCGCAGAAAAAUGUCAAGACUUAGCAUAUAUGUGUUUGUGUUGCUAUGUGCGUUUGCGGCCAAAGCAGCUGCUCAAUCCGCGUCCAACGUAAGAGCAACUUAUCAUUUCUACAAUCCUGCACAAAACGGGUGGGAUCUUUACCGAGUAAGUGCGUAUUGCUCCACGUGGGAUGGGAAUCAAUCGCUCGAGUGGCGUCAGAGGUAUGGCUGGACAGCUUUCUGCGGCCCGGUUGGACCACGCGGUCGUGACUCUUGCGGUAGAUGCUUAAGGGUGACGAAUACGGGGACUGGGACGCAAGCGACUGUAAGAAUCGUGGAUCAGUGUAGUAGCGGCGGUUUGGACUUAGACGAGGGUGUUUUCAGACAGCUUGAUACUAACGGUCAGGGAUACGCUCGUGGAAACCUAAUGGUCAACUACGAGUUUCAAUUUAUUUUUCUAUGCGCGUUUGCGGCUAAAGCAGCCGUUCAAACAGCUUCUAACGUAAGAGCAACUUACCAUUACUACAAUCCCGAGCAAAACGGUUGGGACCUUUACAAAGUAAGUGCGUAUUGCUCGACGUGGAAAGGAGACCGACCGCUCGAAUGGCGUAAGAAGUAUGGUUGGACAGCUUUCUGCGUUCAGGUUGGACCACGUGGUCGUGAUUCUAGCGGAAGAUGCUUAAGGCAGAGAUUUGAAUCCUAUUGGUUCUGUGUUACUGCUCAGAUUUACUUAUUUAGCAGACCCCAAACUAUA